Messenger RNA from Rana temporaria (common frog), 3732 nucleotides. RefSeq names its product Fas binding factor 1 (gene FBF1). Lineage: Eukaryota; Metazoa; Chordata; Amphibia; Anura; Ranidae. The transcript is spliced from 30 exons. Gene Ontology annotation, biological process: cilium assembly; establishment of epithelial cell polarity. Gene Ontology annotation, cellular component: ciliary transition fiber; ciliary basal body; centriole. The record is from RefSeq and is a predicted model, not a curated record. Bases 201 to 3605 code for a protein of 1134 amino acids.
GUAGACUUUCAUAGCUAAACAGCCCCGGGUCAUGUGACCAUGAAAGCCCAGUAAAACGGCAGUUUCUAUAGUGAUGAGGAGACGCUUUUCGGCGUCGGAGGGCUGGCAGUGAGCGAUGUGAUUUAUUCCAGUUCUAUGUGAUGCUGUGCGGCUGAGGUCAGGUCCACAGACGACGAGUGUGAAGAGAAGACAUCCGGAGCAUGGCUUCCAAGAAUAAAAGAGGAUUGAAAGGUUCUAUUGAUGAUUUCCUUGGUGAUCUUCUUGGCGACGAUGAUCCAUCACCAUGGACCUCAGCUUCUGCCAGCAAAACCCGGGCUGCACGUCUAUCUAUCACCACUAAGAAAUCAACCCUUGAUGAAGACUUUUUCAGAGAGAUCGCAAAAGAAGCAGCUGAGGAUUAUGAUGUUUCAGAGGCUGAUCCACAGGAUAUUCUGGAAAGCUUGAAGGACUUGGAAGAUAUGGAUGCAGAGAUUUUUGCAUCUAGAAAGCCAAACUCGGCUCCUGCAAAGGAUUCUGGGGUGACCCGAAGUACUGCCAGUAACAAAAAAGCUGAAAACAAGACUGGUACUAAAAAUGGAAACCAUGCUCCUGAGAGUGAGAAGAAGCCACAGUCUGCACCUGCAGGCCAAGCCAGACAAUAUAAGAAAUUUUCCUUUGAUGAGGAUGCCCAGGAUGUAGAUAUUUCAUUACACCUAAAUGACCCACUUGAAGGUCUUCUGCCUGAUGAAGAUGCUAGUCUUCCUAAGAAGUCAAAAGCUACUAGUGCCAAGUCGGAAUCUCCCUUAGUAAAAUCAGAACCUGUAUCAGCAAAGACCAAUGACCCAUCAGUUGUCAGCCCAACAAGAACCCAAUCCAGACCACACCUAGGGACUCGAAGAAAGGAUGAUCUGAACUUUGAAGAGGAUGGAGAUGAUAUUAUGGAUGCUUUGGGAUUUAGCGAUGGACCACAAAGUUCUCGGAAAGUGGACAGCCCUACUGUAAAGCCUGCACGAUUAAAAAUGGAUGAACUAUUAGGAAGGGGAACUUCACCUAAACUGUUGGAGAGGCCUGCAACUGGUGGGAAGAAAGAAUUCAAACUGGAUCCUAAGUACCAGAAAAUGGCUGACAAAGAUGAUCCACUGAACGAUGAAAGCUUUGCUUUUGGUUCCUACCAACCUACAAUAGCCAUGAGCCCUGAAGGACGCCCAUCUCGCCGUUCAUCAGUCAGAUUUUCUGAGGAUGGUAAUGAAAACUUGAAAUCUGAUGCAAGGUCGCUCCCUGCCACUCCAGUAGCUCGAAGUCCAGCUCAUGGUGCAAAGAGUGGGGCUGAUUGGUUGGGACUUAAAGAUGAUGAUGUACCAGAUCUGUCUCCUUCAGUUCCUUUAAAAGAACCAUCCCCGACAUCUGUAGUAAUGCCAAAUUCUGCUGGACGUCCCCCAUCUGGGACAAAACCAGAUAACAGAACCACUCCUCAGCCAAGAACCAGCCAGACUACAUCCCAGUCAAAGGCCAAUCAGGCUACACCACCGCCAAGAACCACUGAGACUACGUCUGUGCCAAGAGUUGGUGAAAUUACACCUGUGCCAGGAACUGGUGAACCUCUACCCCAGCCAAGAGGCUCCCAUGCCGUAGAAGAGCAAAUAGGACAGAAUCAAAGUGGACUAAAAGAGGAUUCCAGAAAAGGGGCCCCAGCAGUAUUAGUGAGUACUCAGCAGCCCCGUCUUGGCAGCACAGUUAAUGAGGCUGUACCAGCUGCAGCAGAAGUAUCUUGGACCCCUCUACCUUGGGAAAGUCCUAGGAAAGGAACGUCCUCACUUCAUUCUUAUAUUAAUCCUGCAGCUCCUAGACCUAAGGGAAGCCCUGAGACAGUUCCUUUAGCUGGACCUUCAGAUACUCACAGAGAACAAAUUCAGCUUGCUCCUGCUAUGUUCAGGGCACUAGAAAAUGACAAGAACUCCCAAAGGGAGAUGCUGCAGUCAGAGGGCAGGAUAUUGGAUCUGGAGGCCCAGAUCAGAAAGCUUCAGCUAGAAAAGGAACAGCAAAAGAUGUUAUUAGAAACACUGCAACAAAGACACAAAGAAGAUAUGGAGCUCAUAGAAAACGCACAAAGAAAUCGCUUGAAGCUGGUAGAGGAUUCUGCCAGCCAAAGGGAGGAGCGCCUGCAGAAAGAGAACCAAGAGCUUUCCUCACAAUACCUUGCCCGCUGCCAGAGUACAGAAAAUGAGAAAGCGGAACUCUUAGCCCAGUAUCAGCGCAAGCUGACAGAGUUCCAGCAGGAAAAGGACAAGCAGAUAGAACGCAUUAGGGAGCUGCAGAGGUUGUCUGUCCAGGAAAUGUGCCGAGACCAUGAGGAGCAGCUGCAGCGACUAAAGCGUCUGAAAGAUCAGGAAAUUGAUGCAGUGACCAGUGCUUCAUUACAGACAAGGUCAUUAAAUGGAGUCAUUGAACAGAUGGAAGCUUUUUCCCAUAAGCUGAGUGAUCUGUCUGUGCGAGUGGAGAACACUCAGAUGACCACUUCACAGGAGAUAGAACUUGGAGCACGACAGAGGGAGGGACAGCUUCGAGCACUGCAGGAACGUUUGACAAGGCAGCAAAAAGAUAUGGAAGAGGAACGGAACAGUUUGCGCAUGAUCAUCACCAACAUGGAGACUCGACUGAGUGAACAGAGCCGCCAGCUUGAACAGGAACGUUGGAGGGUGUCUGCAGAACAGGCCAAAAUGGACUCGCUACAGCGCUCUCUAGAGGAACAAAAAAGAAUAAUGACCCAACAAUUAUCCCAGGAGAGAGAAGAGCUGGAGAGGGCAAAGAGUGCUCUACUGGAGGAACAGCAGUCCGUUAUGACACGUUGUGCAGAAGAACGCAGGAAGGUUUCUUCUGAAUGGGCAGAACUUCAUGCCCAACAGAAACUAAGCAAGGAGCGGGUGGAGAAUGACCUCACCAAAGCGAAAAUGACAGAGUCUCAGAGAGAGGGAGCUCUUAUCAGCCUCACCAAGGAACAGGCAGAGCUGAAGGUACAGGCCGCCGAACUGCGCAACAAAGAAGAGCAGCUGGCUGCAGCUAGGGAGGCGCUAGAGAAAGAGAGGCAUGAGCUACGACUUGAAAAGGAUCGGGUGUAUGCCACCGCCAUGCGUGUGCGCCAGCGAGCAGAGGAAGUAGAAAGCAUGAGCAAGCUGGCCUUGCAGCGUCAAGAAGAAGGGGAAAAUGCCUUGGCUGAGACAAAGAAGGUGGAAUCUGGACACCAAGACCGUCUGAAGGCCAUUCAGCAACAACUGGAGAGGUUGAGACAGCAGGAAGAACAUCUAAUGGAGGAACGCAAGAAUCUUGCCCACCAGAGAAGACAGUUGGACCAGCUACGCCAGGGACUGCCCACUGUUCAAACGGAAGCACAACAGGCAACAUCAGUAUCUGAAUCCAUGCAUCUUAAUGGUGUGCGUUUUGCAGGCUCCAGUAGAAAUUUCACCUUCUCAGGAAUUCCCCAGGAUAAAGCUCCUCAGUCAUCUGAAAUCUAUGCCAAGCUGGGUCUUCUCAGGCUAUCAGCACAGCAGGAUCGUGACUUUCUAGAAGAUGAGCAGCUUUUCCUAGAAGCUUUGAAGAAAACGAACAUCUCCUACUCUCAGACUGUCUGAGGAUGUUAAAUCAAAGCAAGAUGUCAGCUUACCUUGUAUCUCAAAGAAAGAUUCCUAGUAUUGUGUAUUUAUAUUUUUUGUAUAUUUUUUUUUAUACCUGCUCAAUAAAAAACCUUUCUAUGAUUCA